AUGGACGUGCUGAAGGACACCGUCGAGUCCAUCAUCCUUAACCCGGAUCUCGCUCCUCUCCUAGCCAUCGUCAAAGCGGCCCGCAAUGGCGCCGUCUACGGUGCAAAAGUCCGAUUCCCUCAUGCCUUGGUCAUGGUUUUCCUGUUCCGAUCAGGGACGAUUCGAGAGAAGGUCCGCCUUGUUCUGAGAGCGACCAGACAACACGCGCGAAACCUCGCAUUCUUCGCAACCGUAUACAAAUCCGCGAUGUUAAUAUUGAGGCUACUGAACCCCGCAACACCCGGAAAAGAAGGGCCGUACGACACCUUUUUUGCCGGUCUGUUGGGUGGGUAUGUCGUCUUUGGACGAGGCAAGCAGGGCAGCGUCAACCAACAAAUCGUCAUCUACGUCUUUGCACGAGUAAUACUCGCCCUUGCGAGGCUCAGCAUUGAACCACCAAGUGCCACGAGCACCACACCCACGCCGACAUUAUGGACCCAGCGGUUAUCGCCCGAGGUCAAAGCAAAGAUUCAGAACAACGCCUGGCCCGUGUUUGCCAGCUUGAGUUGGGCUUUUGUGAUGUACAUUUUCCGAUGGCAGCCCGAGAGCAUCCAACCAAGCUUGAGGAGUAGCAUGAAGUAUAUAUAUGUCAAUUCGGACUAUUGGGAUAGUUUCCGAAACUUCCUAAUUCACAACAGUUAG
Molecule: messenger RNA, 681 nt
Organism: Fonsecaea erecta
Lineage: Eukaryota; Fungi; Ascomycota; Eurotiomycetes; Chaetothyriales; Herpotrichiellaceae
Exons: 4
Coding region: 1-681 (226 amino acids)
Cellular component (GO): peroxisomal membrane
Source: RefSeq, a predicted model, not a curated record